CGCAAACCACGAGGCGGCUCCGGCCCCACGGAACGCCGCCCCGCCCCGGAUGCUGCCGCCCGGCUGCGCUUCCCCUUCCCGGGCCGCGGGCGGCCAUGGCGGCGGUGUGCAGUGCUGGAGGGGCGGGAGCGGCGGAGCGGGCGGCCGAGGGCGGGUUGCUGUACGGCAAUAGGAAUCUCUCCGCUCCCGGUCUCUACGUCCUGCAGCCGUGGAUCGUCGGCUUGCUGCUGAACCACGAGCAGCCCGACGGGAAGAAGUGGCUGACGGGGCAGGUGCUGCGGGUUUUGAGUGGCUCAAGUGCUCCUGGCCAAGGUGAAGUGCAGCAGGAUGCUGUCUUGCAAGUCUCAGACGGCUCCCACUACAUCCGAGUGGUCAUUACAGCAGAAGCUCUGCAGGCAGAAGAAAAUGCCCACAUGCAGUUCAUGCUUUCCAGCCUUAUCUGUAGACUGAUCACCUUGCAGAAGUACACACUGUGUUUCCGGGAGGAGGCCAAGCUGGAGGACUGCGAGUUUUAUCUCACCGCCCAGCGCUUCGUUGUGCUGCCCAUGGAGAGGCAGAGGAUGGAUUCAUCAAAUGUGAACCAGGAGCCCUCUGUGCUACAGAAGAUAAAGGAGCUCUGGCUGAGGAAUCUCUCUAUGGGGACCACUCCUAGCUCAGAGCCGUCCCUCUCUCAGCUGUUAGAAGUGAUAGCACAGGACCAGCUUGAGGUCUUGAAGGAAAACGCUGAGGAGUGCUUGGAUUUGCAGGUGCCCAAAGAGACACCCUCAGCAGAGGCAGACAAGCUCCCUGUGACCCGAUGGGAGGCAGAGCUCCAGAAGGAGCCACAUGAAGACGUCUUCAUAGUCCCAGCCAACAUCCUGCUGAUCCCUGCUGAGGAAGCAGUGGUUGACCGCGCUGCUUCCCAGGCAGCUACGUGUGGAGCAUCUCCUGAGAAGAGCAGCUACGAAAUGACAGUGCCAGGUGAUCAGAGCAUCAUAGCCCAGGCCAGGUCUGCAGAGUCAACAGUACUGUCAGAGGACUCAGAGGCAUCGCUGGACAACCCUUGGAACAGGCUGCCCCCUGUGUCCUUGACCCUGUCCUCUUCAGAAGAGAAGUCCCAUCUGUGUAGCUCUCCACGCGCUCAAGAGGCCCAGCAGGAGGUGGCUGCCGACAGCAACACCCCUGACUUGUUGGAACCUUGUAGCCACGAUUCUCCCCAGGCCUUGCUGCAGGAUGACUCAGUGCAGACUUCAUCUCCCUCGCUGCUCACCUCAUAUUGCAAUAUCAGCCCUGUGAAGGCUGACAUGACCCAGGCAAUGUCAACUGCAGAGGCAGCCUGCUCUGCCCCUUGUGCUGCUCGAGUCCCCCUGCGGCCAGAGGAUUCUCAGGCCAACGUGUCAUCAGUCUCUCCAGUUUUACCUGUCCUGCCCAGCAGUCACUUGGCAUCCCGUGCUGAAAGGGCACCUCACCAGGAGCAGGCGGACUCCAGUGGCACAGCUUUCCCUCUGUAUACGCAGAAGCAUCACCUGGGUGAUGCCAGAGCCAAGGGAGGAGAAUCCCCAAGGAAGACCAGAAGGGCUGUGGGUGCCAAGAGGAAGCUGUUGGUGGGAGAUAGUCAGGCUCUGCCUCACCCAUGUCGGUCCCUUGGUGGACUGCAGCGCAGAAAGCCUCCCCAGCACCCCUCUAAGGGCACGGGGAGAGAAGUGGGCAGGAAGCUGGAGUUCACGAGCCCACAGAGAGCAAAGAAGAGCAGAAGGGAGAUAGGGCCACAGUGUGAAGAAGAAUCCCUUGAGGAAGAGCUGGACGAGGAGGAGGAAUUGGAACUGGAUGAAGAGGAGCUGGAGCUAGAUGAGGAGGAGGAGCUGGAUGAAGAAGAGGAGGAGGAGCUGGAUGAAGAAGAGGAGGAGGAGGAGCAGCAGGCAUCAGUGAAAAGUCCCAACUACCACCUGGAGCAGCACAGAGAUCUGCAGCCGUAUGUGAAUGAGAAUCCACCCCGCUACAAAUACGAGCCCCCCGGCCCAGAGCUCUGCAAGCAGAUACAAUCCAUCAGGCUCUCCAAGGCGAUGAUGAUGUGGGCGAGCUGGAUUGUCACGGAAAGGGAUGUGGACUUUUGAGAUGAGACCAUGCGGAGGUUGAGCGUGCUCAUCUCCUUUCUUCAGCCUGUUCAGCAACCUUCCUUUAAAGCUGCAUGUCCCUCAGGGGCCGCUGGGUGGUGGCUGGCCAGGCAUCGGGGACCCUGGCAGCGACAGAUCCUCAGUUUUGAGAGAGAGAACGCCGCCUGUUUGGGGAUGCUGCAGUGCGUGAGCUGGGCUCGUUCUCACCUCAGUGCUAUGCUGCACCCGUGGUCUUUCCAUUGCAGCCUAGAGCAAACAGCCUGCAAGGAGAGGGAACCUGUGCCCACUGUAGCAUGGGCAGCAGCGAUGGCAGAUGCAGGCACCAGGCCCUGGAACCUGAUCCCCUUCCUGAAGCCAGCGCAGCAUUUGGACAUUUAUUGACUCGGUUUCGUUGAGUUCCACACUCUUUCUUAACAAAAUAUCCAGCAAGGUUUGUGUUGUUAAAAUUAAAAGUCAUAUAUUUUUUAAA
Lagopus muta (rock ptarmigan) is the source of this 2562-nucleotide messenger RNA. RefSeq lists its product as uncharacterized. The transcript is spliced from 14 exons. Lineage: Eukaryota; Metazoa; Chordata; Aves; Galliformes; Phasianidae. Gene Ontology annotation, molecular function: telomeric repeat DNA binding. The record is from RefSeq and is a predicted model, not a curated record. Gene Ontology annotation, biological process: telomere capping; telomere maintenance via telomerase. Bases 96 to 2093 code for a protein of 665 amino acids. Gene Ontology annotation, cellular component: shelterin complex; telomerase holoenzyme complex; chromosome, telomeric region.